This is a messenger RNA of Durio zibethinus, 2868 nucleotides long. The record is from RefSeq and is a predicted model, not a curated record. Lineage: Eukaryota; Viridiplantae; Streptophyta; Magnoliopsida; Malvales; Malvaceae.
UCAAGAAGCAACAGUGAUGGAUUGUCCAAGCUCCCACCAAAGUCAUGGGUUCUGCGACCUUCGUCCCCCUUAAAACGUUACAGAGGAAACCAAAAAAAAAAGGAAAAUGUAUAACAUCAGAGCUUAGCAAAAACCGGUAACAACUUUUGUUUCCCUUUGUUAAAUUGACCUUCAUGGGCAUCCCAAAGGUCUCUUUGGCUUUCAUUUUGUUGGCUGUCAUGUUUGGGCAAAGGAUCCAGGGAUCUCAACAACCGGCAUGCAAUUUGAAUGACCUAACAGCCCUCAAAGGUUUCAUCAAGUGUUUAGAAUCAGAUAUUGGCGGAUGGAACUGGAACAGCCUCAAUUGUUGCUCCUGGACGGGUAUCACUUGUGAUAAUUCCUCUGUUUUAAAUGAAAGAGUGGUUGGGCUAGAACUUGGGAACAAAAGACUUUCAGGAACGAUAUGUGAGAGUUUGGUUGGACUGGAGCAACUACGAAUCCUGAACCUCUCUCAUAAUUCUCUCGAUGGUGAAAUUCCUACCAAAUUGUUUCGUUUCCAGAACCUGGAAGUCCUUGACUUGAGUAACAAUUAUUUCGUUGGUUCACUUCCCACCAUAAUCCAUUUGCCCUCAGUGAAGUAUUUUGACCUUUCAAAGAAUUAUUUCUCUAGCAUCCUUACCUCAGAAAUUUGUAAAACUUCUUCUAAUAUCCAGUAUCUUGAUCUUGCAAAUAACUUGUUCGGAGAAACUUCAACAUAUUUGGAGAAUUGUACUUCAUUGCAGUAUGUUUAUCUUAAUGGCAAUGGUCUAUCUGGAACUUUCCCUGAGAAUUUAUUCCGGUUACAACAUCUUAGAAUACUGCACCUUCAAGAAAAUAGGUUCUCAGGGCCUCUGAAUUACGGAAUUGGUAACAUCUCUAACCUCGUUGAAUUGGAUAUCUCUUCCAAUGGCUUCGAUGGAAGUCUUCCAGAUGUUUUUGGGAGACUGAGAAAGUUGGAGUCCUUCUCUGCCGGCUCAAACAUAUUAAGUGGCUUAUUGCCUAUUUCUUUGGUGAAUUCUCCUUCGAUUUUGAUGAUUGAUCUGCACAACAACAGUCUGGAUGGUCCGGUAAGUAUAAAUUGUUCUGUAAUGACCAGUAUCACCUCACUUCGUCUUGCUUCUAAUAAUUUUCAUGGUCCAGUUCCUGAUGGUCUAUCCUUUUGUCAGAGCUUGAGAAGUCUGGAUCUUGCACGUAACAAAUUCACCGGUGGGAUUCCAUUCCACUUCAAAAAUCUGCAGGCACUGCAAUUCCUCUCUCUCUCAAACACUAGCAUCAAUAAUAUAUCCACAGCACUUGAAAUUCUUCAAGACUGCAAGAACUUGACCAUUCUGGUCCUUGGUUUGAACUUUUAUCACGAACAGAUGCCUAGCAACGUCAAUUUGCAGUUCAGAAGUCUUAAGGCACUUAUUAUUCCAUUUUGUUACCUUAGAGGUUCCCUUCCAAUGUGGUUGAGGGGUUGCAAAAUGUUGCAAUUUCUGGAUCUGUCUUGGAAUUCAUUGGGAGGGUCCAUUCCUUUUUGGGUAGGCGAUUUCAGAUAUCUCAUUUACUUGGACUUGUCUAACAAUUCCUUUUCCGGAGAAAUACCAGAAAGUUUAACUGGACUUGAUAGUCUUGUUAACGAUACUGUUCAACUGAAGGAACUCUCGGCAGGCUUCCCAAUGGAAAAAAGCAUAGAACAAGGUGGGCCGCGCUUGAUUUAUAACAAUAUAUGGGGCUUGCCAGCGACUAUUGACUUGAGUUUCAACAAGCUUACCGGACCAAUCUGGAUAAGCUUUGGAAAUUUGAAAAAGCUUCAUGUUUUGAGUUUGAAAGGGAACAAACUUUCAGGAACCAUUCCAGAUAGUGUAUCAGGGAUGACAAACUUGGAAGUGUUGGAUUUGUCUUGUAACAAACUCUCUGGCGAAAUACCUAAUUCUCUGGUACAUCUCAGCUUUUUGUCAAAAUUCAAUGUAUCAUACAAUGAGCUCUAUGGGAAUAUACCUUCAGGAGGUCAGUUUAUGACAUUCCCUUAUUCAAGCUUUGAAGGGAACGAGGCUCUCUGCCAUGGAAUAAUUAGACCUUGUCAAACAAAACUGAUUCCUCCAAUUGUGUCCCCAGGUAAAGGAAUGAAGAUUGUGGAUUGGAAUUUUGGUAUUGGAUUGACAGUUGGUUUCGGUCUCACUGUCGCCUUUUGCUUCAAGUCUGGCUGGGUACUUUGCAAAGGAUGAGAAGCAUAUUCUUUAUAUAUAUAUAUAGCUCCUCUGCUUAUCCCCAUAUGGUUCUUUCUUCUUCCUUUAGUUUCUCUUAAAUUUGUUGAUGUUGUAAUGAUUGAAGAUAAACCGUAAAGCUUACUAUCAUAGUUCUAAUUUAUGAUAUUUUCCAUAACAGCCACCGUCUGGAACUUCUGUACCUUCAAGCCUUCACCUUCUGUGACUCCAAGAGAAGAAAAAUGAAAUGUCUUGUUACAUCAGCCAAAUAAUUAUAUUCUACUAUCAACGUUUCAAAUUUACAAUUUCCACUCUUGCAAAAAUAAUGAUCAACGAAAUAUGCAGAAUCUCUGCCUUAACUUUUUCCUUUCAACUAAAGAAUUGAAGGGAAGGAGCUGAUACUUUUCCACUGAGGUAAAAUAAUUGGAGAAACCAUCAUUCCUAUCCUUGCAAAACGUAAAACGGUAAAAUUUCUAUAUAAUAUAUGGCCGUGGCUGUUAGAUGCAGUCCCAAAAGCAGCUCGUUCAAACAGGAUGGUUGCAUUCUCCGGCACAUUUUGCAUAAUCACACACCUUCCAAGCCCUUCCAUUCCUGGAACUCAUCAACUGAACUCUUCUUUUCAGGAAUUAACCUUUUCCUUGCUUGGCAUCUAUGAUAUUGAAGU